This is a messenger RNA of Coffea arabica (coffee), 2349 nucleotides long. RefSeq lists its product as uncharacterized. The record is from RefSeq and is a predicted model, not a curated record. NCBI's taxonomy places the organism in Eukaryota, Viridiplantae, Streptophyta, Magnoliopsida, Gentianales, Rubiaceae.
UGUUCCUUUGGGAAGGCAACUAGUGCAAGUAUGCUACUCCCUUAGCAGAGCCCGGUCCAACUGUUCUAGGACUCCUAAAUAUGCUUUUGCCAAGUAGCGCCCCUCGAAGAAAAUUGAGAAGAAAAGAAAUCAAAGACGAGACGUUUGGCACUUGGGGAGACUUGGCUGCUUCAUCGUCGUUGACCACAAGUUCUCAUCGCCGGCUUUCUUCUAGCAAUCGUGAUGCCGAUCAUCAAAGGCCGUGUCUCCUCCGCUGCUGGAUUGGCUUCGACAGAGGGAAAGAUGGCUAAUGAUGAAGUUGUUUAUACGUUGGUGGAGGAAUUGACUUUGACAGAGGGAAAGAUGGCUAAUGAUGAAGUUGUUUAUACGUUGGUGGAGGAGGUGGACGAGUUAACUACUAUCCUACGCAAAAUACUGAAUAUCAAGGUAUUGCAAGCCAAGUUAUUUAUUGAAAAAGUUGGUGAGGUCAUCAGAGUAUUGGAAAUGGAAGGACCCCCAACUUUGCCCGACCAAUUACUAGAAGAUAUUGCACCUCUUGCACUGCCUAUAGGAGAUUUUGUUCGGAGAACUAAGCCACAAAUUACUUCACCGUCAUAUGAUGAGUAUAGGAUGAAUAUUCGUGACGGCUGGGAACGAAUGCUAUCAAGAGAAGUGCCAGAAUUAGUAGAACAGAUUGGCUUAAAUGAGAAUAAGCUGGAGAAAUUUCUUGAUGAAUCUGACUUCUACAACUCCUGGGAAGAUUUACGCCACAAUUUAGCCUUGCUACCUUGUCGUGACGCGGUGAUGGAUCUGCUUCAGUCUUGUCGAGAACUCAAAGACGCCAUGAACUUUUUCCGUGAAGUGGCUACUGAAUCAGCUUUUCUCUGCCAACAUCUAAAGGUCUUGCGGAGCUUUGCUGAGCUGUGCGAGCGUUCCAAUGAAUGGCGUUGUCGCCAAUUUGUGAGAGGCAUCAUGGAUGUUGCUGACAAAGCUCUUGUGGCGCUGGAAUGUGCAGAUAGAGAUAUUCUUAGGUCAGAGAUGUGGGAAUUUGUAUCAAAUGUAUAUGCUUCAGCUGCGCUUCUAACGGAAAAUUGUAUUGAGGAGACGGCCAAGAAAUUUUUUUAUGGACAAAAUGGCAAGCGAUUGGUUUUGUUGGAGACUUUAGAAAUGCUUCAUUCCUUCACGGAAGAGAUUGAUACUGCUUGUGGGAAACUUGGCAGCGAAGAUCGUCAAUCGCAUAACGCUUCAUUUGGAAGAAAUGGUUUUCCUUCACUGUCUAUGAUUCGCGACAAAUUUGCUAGGGGAGAUCUUCCUUCACUGCCUAUCACGUAUUAUCUACGUGCUUUUCCUUUAAUUGAAGCAAGAAAAAGAGGAAGAGUUAGUGUUAGGUCUGGUAUCAGACGACCUAACAAACAGGUUCAUUAUCUGCGUGCUUUUGGAGGAAAAAGAAGAAGAGUGUCUAAUAUCAUACUAGAGUUGCAAAUGAAUAGAGUUGAAUCGAGUUUUGACCUAAUCGCGUCGAACCUCGGCCUAGUUUUAUUAAACUUAAACUCGAAUUCGAGCUCGACGAGCUGUCAAUAUAAAUAUCAAAUUCAAGGUCAAACUCUAGCUCACAAGCUUGAGCUUGAGCACGAGCUCAUGCUCGAGCUCGACAGCGAGCGCGCGCUCGCGCGAGCGCAAGAGCAAGUACAAGCACGAGCUCGCGCUUGAGUCGAGUUUUGACUCCAGCUGCUCAUGAGUAGCUUAAUUUUUUUGCCGCCUUAAACAAGAUCUAACAAACAGGUUAAUUAUCUGCGUGUUUUUCGAGGAAAAAGAAGAAGCGUUGUUAGUGUUAGGUCUAGUACCAGACUGGUUAAGCGUCAAGUUCCGACAAUGAUGACAAACUAUGUUAAUAGAACCAGAAUGCAUGUGGUAUUGCUGCCACAAAUGGAGAAAUAGCUCUAGAAUGUAUGCGCUGCUGCUACCAAGAAUGGAGAAAUAGCUUGUGAAGAGUUUUGUGAAGAAGGUAGAGCAAGAUUACUAUAGUCACGGUAUGGGUCCGUUGAUCACCAAACCACUAAGAGAGCUUUUAAUGAGUUAUUUAGACCUUUGGCUCAUCGAAUAAAUAUUUUUAGUUCUCUUGUGUUUUAGUAAUUAAAUGCUUUUGGGUCUAGAAACACUUUUUAUAGCUUUUAUACUCUGUUUCAUGGUGAAACUCUACUCUUUUGUCUCUGCUCUACUUUGUGGUAAAAUUCUACUCCUCUUUCGUCAUAAAUCAUGUAAUCUGGUGUCUGUUCUCGUUGAUCAUAGUUUUCUAGAGAAUUGCUCAGAACAUGAUCAGCACAGCUUUGUACUGUCCAAGAGAUUAAUCUUCCCCGAUUUUCAAUUGUU